AUGCGUGUGACUGGUGUUCUACGGCAAGCCGCGGCUGCCAGGACUCCUUUGAUCAGAUUCGUUGGCAAGCGGGCAACUCCAGAGAGCACCGACAAUGCUCCUCGAGUUCACCCCGCCUCUCCCACCAAUGAACUGCCAGACUCCUUCAUGAAAUACCGCUCGCGAGCCCAGCAGCACGGCCCGUUGAACAGCCCCUCUCGAUCUCCUUCAUACGGCUUCAUUGGCGGUUUCUCAGGAGCGUCAUUGGGCCCAGUCCAGCCCAAGCAAGGCGAAUACUUUGACCGAAACGAUCUCCCCGCACGCUUCCGGAGGGUGCCAUGGACUCAAGCAGAAAUUGAGGCUGUUGAGACCGGUGGAGCCAGUUUGUUCGCGUAA
Messenger RNA from Uncinocarpus reesii 1704, 375 nucleotides. RefSeq lists its product as uncharacterized. The coding region runs from base 1 to 375 and encodes 124 amino acids. NCBI's taxonomy places the organism in Eukaryota, Fungi, Ascomycota, Eurotiomycetes, Onygenales, Onygenaceae. The transcript has 2 exons. The record is from RefSeq and is a predicted model, not a curated record. Gene Ontology annotation, biological process: 2-oxoglutarate metabolic process.